This is a messenger RNA of Notodromas monacha, 481 nucleotides long. Lineage: Eukaryota; Metazoa; Arthropoda; Ostracoda; Podocopida; Cyprididae. The record is from the annotation of a GenBank genome assembly.
UCCACGGCGGACAAAUUAUGGGGGACAGCAAUUAGCGGAACGAGUCUUGCCAAAUUGCUUGCCAGGUUGAAUAUCGAUUGCCGGCAACUCUCCGAUGUGGAAGGUUCUGAGCCCGCAGGUGGAUCAGGAUUCAAAAGACCAACAGCGGUGCUUGACAAGCUCGUGGACAUAAUUCUGGAUCCGAAACCCAGUUCCAUCGACUCCGAAGACAUCAAGCCCAUCAUAAAAUCCGGAAAUAAGCCGGAACACUGGAUCCCCGAUGCCAGCAAGUGGCAAAAGAUGGAACGAAAGGCAGCCAGACUCGCGAGCCUCAUCCCGGUUCCGAAUAAUGAAGAGUUGGAGAUCGAAGAUGUGAGCAUUUGAGAUUGUGGUCGCACGCAUUCCCGUCAUUCCCCCUCCUCACAAAUUUUCUUUAGCGUUUUACUUCCCUUUCUUCGUUUAGUUCUCAUCCAUGAAUAAUAAACACUGGAAUGCUGAUAUA